Molecule: messenger RNA, 702 nt
Organism: Aegilops tauschii subsp. strangulata
Lineage: Eukaryota; Viridiplantae; Streptophyta; Magnoliopsida; Poales; Poaceae
Product: pentatricopeptide repeat-containing protein At1g11630, mitochondrial-like
Molecular function (GO): protein binding
Source: RefSeq, a predicted model, not a curated record
AUGGCCGCCGCCGCCGCGCUCUGCCAGGCCCUCGCCCCGGCACCGGCGCUGCUCCUCCGCCGCCAGGACCUCGUGCGCCUCCUCUCCACGCAGGCCCAGUCCUCCACGGCCCCCACCAUCAGCCCCGCCGAGCUCGCCCGCAUCAAGAACUCCAUCCGCAGUGCUGACACGCCGCUCGACGAGCUCGCCGCCCUCUUCCUGAAAGGCAUCCCGCACCCGCCCUUCCUCGGCGACCGCUCGAUCUUCUCCCUCGCCGUCUCCCGCCUCACCGCCGCCGCCCACCCCGACCUCGUCUACCGCGUGCUCUCCGCCUCCCUCACCACCCUCCCGGCGCCGCACCCCUCCGAGGGCUUCCUCGUCCGCCUCAUCAUGCUCUACGUCGCCGCAGGCAUGCGCACACACUCCCUCUCCACCUUCCGCCUCGUCGUGCCCCCCUCCGACCGCGCCCUCUCCGCCCUCCUCGCCGCCUACUACGACGCCGACCAGCCCGCCCGCGCCAUCCAGGCCUUCCGCGACCUCCCAGCCAAGCUCUCAAUCAUGCCGGGCAUCGUGUCCCACAACGUGCUCCUCAAGUGCAUGGUCGCCACGGGGGACGUUGCCGGCGCCCGCCAGGUGUUUGACGGAAUGCCCAGUUCGUCAAAUAGAGUAGUUUUUUUAGAAGUUGAAAUAGAGUUUGCUUGUUCGUGGAUGAGUGAGUGGUGA